AUCAUCCACUGUGGCAUGUGUGUUGCAAUGUUGAGGCAGCAGGAUGCAGAUUGCUGUUCAAGUUGUCCAGUGGGGUCCCUGAAAGGGACAACUUUGAAAGACAGCUCCUGAAGGAUAAGAAAUAGGAGGAGUUACAGUACCUGACUUGGGGCUGCUCUUAAUCAAGUGCUGCGCAGCAGGGAAGAUAAUUUUCGAGCAUUAUGAAGGCGAAGAAGGAUCCCGAAGAUGACGAAAAUAUCGUUAGAGACCCAAGCUAAGUGUAGCACAGCAUGUGAGGGACUGAGUCACUUGUUAGGAGUUUGUCUGAGGACUUGCUUUGUGAGCUACAGAGAUUUGUAACUUAAUGCAAAGUAGUUUGCUGUUAGCCACAAGAGACUAAAUCGUGUCUAUGAUGAACUGUUGGUUUUCUUGUGCUCCGGAUAACAGACAUGCAGCAGAUUGGAACAAAUAUGAUGACCGACUGAUGAAAGCAGCAGAAAGGGGGGAUGUAGAAAAAGUGUCCUCAAUCCUUGCUAAAAAGGGGGUCAGUCCCGUCAAACUAGAUGUGGAAGGCAGAUCUGCCUUCCAUGUUGUUGCCUCAAAGGGAAAUCUUGAGUGUUUGAAUGCCAUCCUUAUACAUGGAGUUGAUAUUACAACCAGUGACACUGCAGGGAGAAAUGCUCUUCACCUGGCUGCUAAGUAUGGACAUGCAUUAUGCCUACAAAAACUUUUACAGUACAAUUGUCCCACUGAACAUGCAGACCUGCAGGGAAGAACUGCACUUCAUGAUGCAGCAAUGGCAGACUGUCCUUCUAGCAUACAGCUGCUUUGCGACCAUGGGGCCUCUGUGAAUGCCAAAGAUGUAGAUGGGCGAACACCACUUGUUCUGGCUACUCAGAUGUGUAGGCCAACAAUAUGUCAGCUGCUGAUUGAUAGAGGAGCGGAUAUUAAUUCCAGAGACAAACAAAACAGAACUGCUCUCAUGCUAGGUUGUGAGUAUGGCUGCAGAGAUGCGGUAGAAGUCUUAAUCAAAAAUGGUGCCGAUGUAAGCUUGCUGGAUGCCCUUGGCCACGAUAGUUCUUACUAUGCAAGAAUUGGUGACAAUCUGGACAUUCUAACCUUAUUGAAGACUGCAUUGGAAAAUACUAACAAAGGGAGAGAACUUUGGAAGAAAGGACCAUCUUUGCAACAGCGAAAUUUGACACACAUGCAGGAUGAAGUAAACAUGAAAUCAAAUCAGAGGGAGCAUCAAAAUAUUCAGGAUCUGGAGAUUGAAAAUGAAGAUUUGAAAGAGAGGUUGAGAAAAAUUCAGCAAGAACAAAGAAUACUAUUGGAUAAAGUCAAUGGUUUACAAUUACAGCUGAAUGAGGAAGUAAUGGUUGCUGAUGAUCUUGAAAGUGAGAGAGAAAAACUGAAGUCCCUUUUGGCAGCUAAAGAAAAGCAACAUGAGGAAAGCUUAAGAACUAUUGAGGCUCUGAAAAAUAGAUUUAAAUAUUUUGAGAGUGAUCAUUUAGGAUCAGGAAGUCAUUUCAGUAAUCGGAAAGAAGAUAUGCUUCUCAAACAAGGUCAAAUGUACAUGACAGACUCACAGUGUACUUUCACAGGUAUGCCAGCUCAUAUGCAAAGCAGAUCUAUGUUAAGACCAUUGGAGCUAUCUCUACCCAGUCAAACCUCAUACUCUGAAAAUGAAAUUUUAAAGAAAGAGUUAGAAGCAAUGCGGACUUUCUGUGAUUCAGCAAAACAAGACCGACUCAAGCUCCAGAAUGAACUGGCUCACAAGGUGGCAGAGUGCAAAGCUUUAGCGUUAGAAUGUGAAAGGGUGAAAGAGGAUUCAGAUGAACAGAUAAAGCAAUUAGAAGAUGCAUUAAAAGAUGUGCAGAAGAGGAUGUAUGAGUCAGAAGGGAAAGUUAAACAAAUGCAGACUCAUUUUCUUGCCCUUAAAGAGCACCUAACAAGUGAAGCAGCUACAGGGAAUCACAGACUAACAGAGGAACUGAAGGAUCAGUUGAAAGACAUGAAAGCAAAAUAUGAAGGUGCUUCAGCAGAAGUGGGAAAAUUAAGAAACCAAAUCGAGCAAAAUGAGAUGUUAGCAGAAGAGUUUAAGAGGGAUGAAGGCAAGCUGAUAGAAGAAAAUAAACGAUUGCAGAAGGAAUUUAGUAUGUGUGAAAUGGAGCGAGAGAAGAAAGGAAGAAAGGUCAUGGAGAUGGAAGGCCAGUUAAAAGAACUGUUAGCAAAAUUGGCCUUUUCUAUUCCAACGGAAAAGUUUGAAAACAUGAAGAGCUUAUUAUCAAAUGAAGUUAAUGAGAAAGCAAAAAAGUUAGUAGAGACGGAAAGAGAAUAUGAAAAAUCAGUUAGUGAAAUUAGACAGUUAAGGAGAGACCUUGAGAAUGUUAAGGCCAAGCUUGCUCAGCAUGUCAAACCAGAGGAACAUGAACAGCUCAAGGGCAAAUUGGAGCAAAAAUCAGGGGAACUUGGGAAGAAGGUCACUGAGUUAACACUGAAAAAUCAGACGUUACAAAAAGAGAUAGAAAAGGUUUCCCUGGAUAAUAAGCUCCUCAACCAGCAAGUACAUAACUUAACAAUUGAAAUGAAAAAUCAUUAUGUUCCUUUAAAAGUAAAUGAAGAAAUGAAAAAGUCACAUGAUGUAAUUAUUGAUGAUUUGAAUAAAAAGCUUGUAGAUGUAACACAAAAAUACUCAGAAAAGAAGUUGGAAAUGGAGAAAUUGCUGAUGGAAAAUGACAGCUUAAGUAGGAAUGUCAACCGCCUGGAAACUGUGUUUGUACCUCCUGAGAAACAUGAAAAAGAGAUAAUGGCUCUGAAAUCCAAUAUUGUUGAACAUAAAAAACAGCUAUCUGAACUUAAUAAAAAAUGUGGUGAAGACCAAGAGAAAAUAUAUGAACUUAUGUCUGAAAACACUAACUUGAAAAAGACUAUGAGUAAUCAGUAUAUGCCAGUUAAAACCCACGAAGAGAUUAAAACUGCACUGACUAACACAUUAGAUAAAACUAACAGAGAAUUAUUGGAUAUGAAGAAAAAUUUUGAAAAUAUAAAUCAAGAAUUUAUAAAAAUAAAAGAUGAGAAUGAAAUAUUAAAAAGAAACCUGGAAAACACUCAGAACCAAAUAAAGGCUGAGUACAUCAGCCUAGAAGAGCACAAGGAAAAGAUGAGUGCUGUAAGUAAGAGCAUGAAAAAGGUACAGGAUAAUAAUGCUGAGAUACUGGCUGAUUACAAAAAAGGCCAAGAAGAGAUCGUGACACUGCAUGCUGAAAUUAAAGCCCAGAAGAAGGAGCUUGACACAAUACAAGAAUGCAUUAAGCUAAAAUAUGCUCCAAUUGACAGCUUUGAAGAGUAUGAGAGAAAAUUUAAAGCAACAGAGAAAGAACUGAAAGAACAGUUAUCAGAGCAGACACAAAAGUAUAGUGUCAGGGAAGAAGAAGCCAAGAAAAGCAAGCAAGAAAAUGACAAGUUAAAGAAGGAGAUCGCCACAUUUCAGAAAGAUUUAAAGGAUAAGAAUGUUCUCAUUGAGCAUUUUCAUGAAAAGGAAAGAGCAUUAAGCAGAAAAACAGAAGAGCUAAACAAGCAGUUAAGAGACCUGACACAGAAGUACACUGAAGUAAAGAAUGAGAAAGAGAAGCUAGUAGAAGAAAAUGCCAAACAGACUUCUGAGAUACUUGCAGCACGGAAUCUUUUGCAGAAACAGCAUGUUCCAUUGGAACAGGUUGAGGCUCUGAAAAAGUCUCUUAAUGGCACAAUCGAGAGUCUAAAGGAAGAACUGAAGAAUAAACAAAGGUGUUAUGAGAAAGAGCAGCAGACAGUGACCAAACUGCAUCAAUUGUUGGAGAAUCAAAAGAAUUCUUCUGUGCCCCUGGCAGAGCAUUUGCAGAUUAAGGAGGCAUUUGAGAAAGAAGUUGGAAUCAUGAAAGCUAGCUUAAGAGAAAAGGAAGAAGAAAGCCAAAACAAAACUGAAGAAGUCUCCAAACUUCAGUUUGAGGUUCAGAAUACUAAACAAGCAUUAAAAAAAUUAGAGACUAGAGAGGUAGUUGAUUUGUCUAAGUAUAAAGCAACAAAAAGUGAUCUGGAGACACAGAUUUCCAAUUUAAAUGAAAAAUUGGCUAAUCUGAAUAGGAAGUACGAGGAAGUAUGUGAGGAGGCUCUGCAUGCCAAAAAGAAGGAACUGUCUACAAAAGAUGAGAAGGAAUUACUACAUUUCAGCAUUGAGCAAGAAAUCAAGGAUCAGAAGGAACGAUGUGAUAAGUCCCUAACAACAAUCACAGAGUUACAGAGAAGAAUACAAGAAUCUGCUAAACAAAUAGAAGCGAAAGAUAAUAAGAUAACUGAGCUGCUUAAUGAUGUAGAACGACUAAAACAGGCACUCAAUGGCCUUUCCCAACUCACCUACACAAGCGGGAGCCCCACCAAGAGGCAGAGCCAACUGAUUGACACUCUUCAGAACCAAGUGAAAUCCCUGCAGCAGCAGCUGGCUGAUGCUGACAAACAGCACCAAGAAGUAAUUGCAAUUUAUCGGACACACCUUCUUAGUGCUGCACAGGGUCACAUGGAUGAAGAUGUUCAGGCAGCCUUACUCCAAAUCAUACAAAUGCGGCAGGGGCUUGUGUGCUAGCAAUUAGCACUGACCAGCCAAUCUCCAUUUUAUCCUGCUGGUGCUGAGUAUUCUGUGUGCAACUCUAUGGCCUUUCUGGGCCUUACUGUGCUAGUAUAACUAAAAUAAAAUAUAUUUUGUUCCAUCAGUAGGUUUUUUUAAUUA
Galeopterus variegatus (Sunda flying lemur) is the source of this 4744-nucleotide messenger RNA. RefSeq names its product uveal autoantigen with coiled-coil domains and ankyrin repeats (gene UACA). The transcript has 19 exons. Gene Ontology annotation, molecular function: actin binding. The record is from RefSeq and is a predicted model, not a curated record. The coding region runs from base 389 to 4600 and encodes 1403 amino acids. NCBI's taxonomy places the organism in Eukaryota, Metazoa, Chordata, Mammalia, Dermoptera, Cynocephalidae.